Molecule: messenger RNA, 3095 nt
Organism: Cryptomeria japonica (Japanese cedar)
Lineage: Eukaryota; Viridiplantae; Streptophyta; Pinopsida; Cupressales; Cupressaceae
Product: adagio protein 1
Exons: 2
Coding region: 819-2687 (622 amino acids)
Biological process (GO): circadian rhythm; response to blue light
Cellular component (GO): SCF ubiquitin ligase complex; cytosol; nucleus
Molecular function (GO): protein binding
Source: RefSeq, a predicted model, not a curated record
UGUUGUUUCGUACGAUACUCAAAGUCCAAGCCAAAUUCCCCUUCUAGUUCGUCAUCUUAAUAGAUAAGUCGAAAUUAACAAUAGUAAGCCUUUAAAGCAAUAGCCAAAAGGAAAAACAGUAUGUGGCUAAAUGUGUAGUUAGUGAAAGGGUUAGCGAGUGUAGUAGUGGUGUUUUGCAGGGAAACUAUUUGUUGUGGAGAUGCGAGCUUGUCGUGGAUAUUUCUGUGUGGAGCAGCUGUCAGAUGUGAAGAUACACGAAUCUGGGAGUUAAAGGAUAUAUUAGGGGUUGUGCAAAUUAGUUUGUUGGGUUGAACUUGGUGACAGGUUGUGAAAGGUUGCAGAUCAGAGGCUGCUUUGUAGGAACAUGUUCAAGGGUAUCUGGUAGGGAAAGUCUAUUUAGGUAUUUACAAGAAGGCUCUGAAUGGAGAAGUUUGCUGUUAAUUUAUCUCGAAAUUCGUCAAAGAGCAGUGGCGUUUAGCGUUUAAUUGAGGUGGGCUCUUGGAAAUUCGCGUUUGGUGGGUUUUAAAUUGGAUUUCGAAGAUGGGUAUUCAAGAUGGUGGCUAGGAGAAGCUGUGAACGCAAAAUUGAGGAAAAUUGGGGGUGUGAAAAGAUUUUACUUUACAGGGCCUAGAAUUGGAGACUUUACGAUAUAUCUUGAUUAUUAUCGAAUUCCGGCAAAAUAGAGAGAAAUAUUAAGUGUUUUGGAGUUUUGGGGUUGCAGGGCAGCUCAAUUGGGGAUUAGCACGUGGUAUGGGAGAUGGGUUUUGGGUCACAGGUUUGGAACUAAGCGGGUUUUGGACAGAGAGAGGAAAUAUAUAAUGGAGUGGGACAGUGAGUCUGAUAUCAGCAUAGGGGAGGAGGAAGAUUCCAUGCAAGUAUGCGAGGAUGAUGGGUUUUUGCUGAGUGAUGGAGGGCCGGUUCCUAUGGGGAUAGACAACCUGCUGCAUUCUACCCCAUGUGGUUUUGUUGUAACGGAUGCCCUUGAGCCGGAUCAACCCAUUAUUUAUGUCAAUACGGUCUUUGAGUAUGUCACUGGUUACAAGGCCGAAGAGAUUCUUGGAAGGAAUUGCCGAUUUCUUCAAUACAGAGGUCCAUUUGCACAGAGAAGACAUCCUUUGGUUGACAUUGUGGUAGUUUCAGAAAUCAGGAGGUGUAUGGAUGAAGGCAUUGAAUUUCAGGGCGAACUGUUAAAUUUUAGAAAGGAUGGGACACCCUUGCUGAAUAGGUUACGUCUAAGUCCAAUUCAUGGGGAUGAUGGGAUAGUUACACACAUCAUUGGCAUUCAGUUGUUCACAGAAGCAAAGAUUGAGUUGGGUCCUCUGCCAUCUCCUUCGAUCAAAGAGGCUUCCGCCCGAUAUGUUGAUCGGUCAUUUUUGGAUCCUUUCUUGUACAGGCCAGCUCCAAUUGGUCAAGGACAUUUCUGUCGGGAAAUCUGUGGGAUUCUCCAGCUUAGUGAUGAAGUCUUAGCACAAAAGAUUUUAUCACGGUUAACUCCAAGGGAUGUAGCAUCAAUUGGAUCUGUUUGCAAGCGACUAUAUCAGUUGACAAAAAAUGAGGAUUUGUGGCGAAUGGUUUGCCAAAAUGCAUGGGGCAGGGAAACAACACGUGUGUUGGAAACAGUUGCUGGUGCAAAGAGGUUAGGAUGGGGUCGCCUUGCCAGGGAACUUACCACUCUUGAAGCUGCUGCAUGGAGGAAACUAACAGUUGGAGGUGCAGUUGAGCCUUCUCGAUGCAACUUCAGUGCUUGUGCUGCUGGAAACAGGCUUGUUCUAUUUGGCGGGGAAGGGAUUAACAUGACAGGAUUGAAUGACACAUUUGUUUUGGAUUUGAAUGCUGCUAAACCAGAAUGGCGACAUGUAAAAGUGAGUUCUCCACCUCCAGGUCGAUGGGGGCACACCUUAUCAUGCUUGAGUGGAUCUUCAUUAGUGGUUUUUGGAGGAUGCAACAGACAGGGCUUACUUAAUGAUGUCUUCACAAUGGAUUUGGAUGCCCAACAUCCUACUUGGCGUGAAGUUGCAGGUUCAGCACCUCCUCUUCCUCGAACAUGGCAUAGUUCUUGUACUCUGGAUGGCACAAAAUUGAUAGUUUCAGGGGGGUGUGCGGACUCUGGAGUGAUGCUCAGUGAUACCUUUCUACUGGAUCUCACCAUGGAGAAGCCUAUUUGGAGAGAGAUACCUGUUUCAUGGAGUCCUCCUUCUAGGUUGGGCCACACUCUCACUGCCUAUGAAGGCCGAAAGAUUCUCAUGUUUGGUGGUCUUGCCAAAAGUGGACCAUUAAAGCUGAGGUCCAGUGAUGUUUAUACAAUUGAUAUCAGUGAAGAAGAGCCGAAAUGGAGAUACUUAACUGGAAGUGAGAUGCCAGGUGCAGGCAAUCCAGGGGGAAUUGCUCCUCCGCCUAGGCUUGAUCAUGUGGCUGUUAGUCUCCCUGGUGGUAGAGUUCUUAUUUUUGGUGGAUCUGUUGCUGGUUUGCAUUCAGCCUCACAACUUUAUCUUUUGGACCCAACAGAGGAGAAACCAAUGUGGAAAAUGUUGAAUGUCCCUGGACAACCACCAAGAUUUGCUUGGGGUCAUAGUACCUGCGUAGUUGGAGGAACUAGAGCAUUAGUUCUGGGAGGCCAAACAGGAGAAGAAUGGAUACUUAAUGAUAUUCACGAAUUGUCUUGGGCAAGCAAACUUGAAUCAGAGUAGGAGGACGAUGUGUUUUGCCAGAUCAUCUCUACAAAAUGGGAAGGAAUUGAUUGGGAUAUUUAUGGCUUACUAUGGAUCAGGCUUUCUAAAUCUCACCUCGAGGGCACAAGUAAAAUUCUUGUGAUUGAUAUUUCGUACGAUGUGCACUCAGGGAAGUGUGUUGUAUGCUCUGCUUGUUGAUCUCUUCUUUUUGUGAAUGUAUUUUAGAAUUCAUUAUUAACAUUAAGCUAAAAAAUAGUAGUCAUUUCUGCCUACUUUGCAGGCAUGUGAGGAUUAUUCAAGAUCAUCACCUGCGCUGUCUUUAUGGAUGUUUGUCGUCUUAUCUUUUAUUCCUGAAAGUUUGUGGGGAAUAUGUAAGCUUGUAUAUAUGCCCUCUGGAUUAUAUCAAUUAGCUAUCAUUUCUCUGCC